Messenger RNA from Schistocerca nitens (vagrant locust), 722 nucleotides. RefSeq lists its product as uncharacterized. The record is from RefSeq and is a predicted model, not a curated record. The transcript is spliced from 2 exons. Bases 154 to 552 code for a protein of 132 amino acids. Lineage: Eukaryota; Metazoa; Arthropoda; Insecta; Orthoptera; Acrididae.
AUAACACAACAAUGAUGUUGAUGCUCCCAGCGUUUAGUGCAGGUACUGGGGGUAAUGGAACACAUCCACCUGAUGUUGGCAGAGGACAAAUGUGAACAUAAGUAGAAUGCACACCCAUUAUUCCAUCAACCAUCGUCAGUUGAAGAGUUGUGUAUGUACACCAACAAAUGCUACUCAUUUAUGGGGAAUGUAGGUAGGCAGACUGCUAGGCAGGCUGCGGAACUGUACAGAGAGCAAUAUCCUGACAAGAACCCACCUUCCCAAUGGAUGUUUUCUUGUCCUGUUGCGACGCUUCAGGAAAUUGGAAGUUUCGACCCACGACAAUGCAGUCGUCGUAGCACUUGCACAGACGAAGCUGCCGAAGUUACUGUUCUUGCUUCCGUUGCUAUGAACCCACAUGUGAGCCCACGACAGAUUGAACACAAGAUUGGCAUUCCUAAAACCAAUGUACAUAGUAUUCUUACAUGUCACCAGUUCCAUCCUUACCGUGUACACCUACAUCAAGAAUUGCAUGAGAAUGAUUUCCAGAAUUGUGUACAAUUCUGUCAGUGAGCACAGCAGAAAAUCUUCACCAACAUGAACUUCCUUUUAUAUAAAACUGAACAGUGGAAUACAUUAUUAAAUGUAAGAUUUGCAAAAUAACAAAAGUCAUUAGAUAAUUUUUGUUACUUACACCAAAAAAUCGGCCAGAUAAUACCCUACAUGAUCUGAUAGGCAAUUUG